UCCACUUUCAUUAUUAUUUCCGCAACACCUUCAGAGUGUUACACAGAAAUCAAGUUCCAUCAUUAUCAGUUGAAAAAUGGUGCCAAAAUAUCCACUUUUAACUACAAUAUUUGCUUUUGUCGCGCUAGUAUCAUCUCAUGACCAUCACGCUCAGAUUAAAAAGCACAUGGAGUCCGACGGCAUAGUCCCCCAAAUCCUUGCUGACGCUCCGCCAGCCCACCUCUUCGUCACCUACCCCAACGGUAAGAAGGUCCACCUGGGCGAAGAGCUCACCCCUUCGGAGGUGAAAGACGAACCCCAAGUGAAAUGGGACGCCGCCUCCACCAAAUACUACACCCUGGUCAUGUUCGAUCCUGAUGCACCCUCGAGGAGCGACCCCUCGUUCGCCGAUGUCAAACACUGGCUCGUGGGGAACAUCCAAGGGGGCGAUGUUAGCACUGGUGAUGUUAUUGCCGAGUAUUUCGGGUCAGGGCCGCCAAAGGACACGGGCUUGCACAGAUAUAUCUUCCUGGUGUAUGAGCAAAAGGAGAGACUGACUUUUGACGAGCCGAGGAGUUUGAAGCUGUCGAGGGCUCACAGGUUGAAGUGGUCGCUGAAGGAGUUUGUGAAGAAGUACAACUUGGGGGCGGCUGUCGCCGGGGAUUAUUUCAAGGCCAAGUGGGAGCCUUAUGUCGACGAGAGGAAUAAAAAUGUUACGAAUAAUUAG
This is a messenger RNA of Tribolium castaneum (red flour beetle), 706 nucleotides long. RefSeq names its product protein D3. The coding region runs from base 77 to 706 and encodes 209 amino acids. The record is from RefSeq and is a predicted model, not a curated record. The transcript is spliced from 2 exons. NCBI's taxonomy places the organism in Eukaryota, Metazoa, Arthropoda, Insecta, Coleoptera, Tenebrionidae.